Molecule: messenger RNA, 1630 nt
Organism: Bombina bombina (fire-bellied toad)
Lineage: Eukaryota; Metazoa; Chordata; Amphibia; Anura; Bombinatoridae
Gene: KPNA7
Product: karyopherin subunit alpha 7
Exons: 10
Coding region: 1-1557 (518 amino acids)
Biological process (GO): NLS-bearing protein import into nucleus
Cellular component (GO): cytoplasm; nucleus
Molecular function (GO): protein binding; nuclear import signal receptor activity
Source: RefSeq, a predicted model, not a curated record
AUGCCGACCACCAAUGAAGCCGAUGAUCGUAUAAAGAAGUUCAAGAACAAAGGCAAAGACACCGAGCUGAGGCGCCGCAGGGUGGAGGUGAGUGUGGAGCUCAGGAAAGCCAAGAAGGAUGAGCAGAUCCUGAAGAGGAGGAAUGUCUCUUGUUUCCCAGAUGAGCCGCUGUCCCCUGAGCAGAAAACCAUGCAGGUUGCUAUGUCCUUGGAAGAGAUGGUGCAAGGCAUGAACUCUGGAGAAGCAGAGAUGGAACUGAGAGCCACACAGGCAGCCAGGAAGAUGCUGUCUCGUGAACGGAACCCUCCUCUCAAUGACAUAAUUGAGGCUGGCCUGAUCCCGAAGCUGGUUGAGUUCCUGAACCGUCAUGAUGAUAGUGCCCUUCAGUUUGAGGCAGCCUGGGCUCUUACGAACAUUGCCUCUGGGACCUCUGACCAGACCAAGGCGGUAGUGGAUGGAGGUGCUAUCCCAUCCUUCAUAAACCUGAUGUCCUCUCCCCAUGUUCACAUUAGUGAGCAGGCUGUGUGGGCUCUGGGCAAUAUUGCUGGUGAUGGCCCAAUGUACAGAGAUGCUCUGAUUAGCUGCAAUGUGAUCUCUCCCCUUAUUAGCCUCAUAACUCCACGGACACCGGUCGGCUUCCUCAGGAACAUCACCUGGACACUGUCCAACCUCUGCAGGAACAAGAACCCCUACCCUCCCAUGUCUGCGGUCCUUCAGUUGCUGCCAGUGCUCACCCGACUCCUGCACCAUGAGGACAAGGACAUUUUGUCUGACGCCUGCUGGGCUAUGUCUUAUCUCACAGAUGGAUCCAAUGACCGUAUUGAUGUGGUGGUGAAUACUGGAGCUGUGACUAGGCUGAUCCAGCUAAUGUACAGCCCAGAGCUGAGCAUUCUGACACCAUCUCUGCGCACUGUUGGGAACAUAGUCACAGGGAAUGAUGAACAGACCCAGGCGGCCAUUGACGCAGGAGUCCUCUCGGUGUUACCGCAGCUGCUGAGACAUCCCAAGCCUAGCGUGCAGAAAGAGGCUGCAUGGGCUCUGAGUAACAUUGCAGCAGGAUCCGCUCCACAGAUCCAGCAGCUGAUCACCUGCGGUCUCCUCCCACCCCUUGUGGAGCUGCUUAAUAAGGGAGACUUCAAAGCCCAGAAGGAGGCAGUGUGGGCGGUGACCAACUACACCAGCGGGGGCACUGUGGAGCAGAUCGUUCAGAUGGUGCAGUGCGGCGUGCUGGAGCCUCUCCUUAACAUGCUCACUAUAAAGGACAGUAAAACCAUCCUGGUGAUCCUGGAUGCGAUUUCUAACAUCUUCCUAACUGCAGAGAAGCUAGGGGAACUGGAGAAGCUGUGUCUGAUUGUGGAGGAGCUGGGUGGUCUGGAGAAAAUUGAAGCUUUACAGACUCACGACAACCAUAUGGUUUAUCAUGCAGCUCUGGCCCUGAUAGAAAAGUACUUCUCAGGAGAGGAAACCGAUGAGCUGAUACAGAUGGAGCCUAAAGCUGAUAAGGACGAGUUCACCUUCCAGGUUCCAGCUGCACAGAGAGAAGGGUUUAACUUCUGAAUUAAUCUACAGUGUUAGAACAAAACUGAAAUGUAUUUAUUAAAUCUAAAUAAAAUAUUUUUUUGCAAAUUUC